This is a messenger RNA of Drosophila rhopaloa, 6330 nucleotides long. It is a transcript of the gene eIF4G1, whose product is annotated as eukaryotic translation initiation factor 4 gamma 1. Gene Ontology annotation, cellular component: eukaryotic translation initiation factor 4F complex. The coding region runs from base 348 to 6110 and encodes 1920 amino acids. Gene Ontology annotation, molecular function: translation initiation factor activity; mRNA binding; protein binding. Lineage: Eukaryota; Metazoa; Arthropoda; Insecta; Diptera; Drosophilidae. The record is from RefSeq and is a predicted model, not a curated record. The transcript is spliced from 17 exons.
UGCAACUCUGCGCCUGUGAACAGAACACAUUGCAUGUGGAAAUUAACAAGAAAAAUAGUUUUUGAUUGUAAAGAUAUAAAACUAGAAUUACGGUUUGAUUUAUUGCUGUUUAAAAUACACUUAAAGUGGAGUCAAUAUUAGCCGUAUUUUUUUUGUAAAUAAUUGCAUUGUUAAGGCACAUAUGCUCAGUUACGAUUCUGGAAGUAAUACACCAAUCUAUUAACAGAAUCAAAUGGUUGUGUGACGACUUAUUAAGUGGGUCCAAAAUCGCCCCAGAAAUCGUCAAUGAACGGCAAGGUUGACCGUUUUGGCGAUUUCCUAUACUACUAACUAACUAAUUAUACGUAAUGCAACAAGCUAUAUCAACUAUAUCAACACAAUCAGAUAUAGCGAAAGUCAUGCAGCCCCAUUCAGCACAAAAUAUGAUUUUGCCAGCCAAUAAAAAGACCAAAAAGUACGUUCAACAGGUGCCAUCUUCAAAGCCACAAUCCCUUCAGCAGCCCCUGCAACAGCAGCAUAGUCAUCCUACAUCACAGCCUCAGUUUCAGAUAAAUAAGGCUUACAAUGUGGUCUCCAUUCUUAAGGCAACAGCGCAGAAUGCUCACCAGACCCCACACCUGACGCACCAGCAACAACCACCAUCCCAUCAUAUCCAGCAAACAAAGCAGCAUCAACAAAGCUAUGCGAACGUUGUAAAUAGAUCUAUAUCUGGUUCAGGACCUGUUGGAGCCCAGCAAUCAACGGUUAUAUGCAACGGCUCCAACAUAUUGACAGUAAAUAGUUGUCAACUAACGUCUGGUGAUUUGAAUUCGACCGCCAUUUACAACCUAUCCAAUCACAGGGCAAUACCUGGAUGCCUAGAUGGAAACGUUCGCUUUCUCAAUGUACCGGACAUUACAAAAAAUGGCAACCACAUCGGUUGCGCAACAGUAGUAACAAAUACCUCGAUCCCCGUAGUCGGGAAUGGAACGAGUUCUUGCAACGGAGCCAGUAAUAACAGUCAAAUAACGUUGCCUAAUUCGCACAUAGGAUCAACUAUGGGUGUCGCUCUGGGCACGACUACAGCAGGGACAAACUACAUGCACGACAAGAAUAUCGUUGGUGUUAGCGUCAAUUCUGUUGAUACGAGUAGAAAGUAUGAUUUCAAAAACAGUAGUUUGGUAACAAAUAAUAGCUUCCAAGCAUCGACAGCAGAGUAUGUAUCAACCGGAAACAACAGUUCUGGGAAUAACCGUCCUAAUCCACCAAGUGGCGGAAUAUUUCGAGGACCACCGACACAGAAUGUCCCAAGAGGUGCUAGCAGCGGUCGCCAUCUCCAUGUACAACCCAUGUACUCACAGUCCCUUCACCAGAACAUGGUGCUACAACCAUACACACAAUAUAAUCCGCGACAACAAACAUUUCCAACUUCACAUUUGCAAUAUGCACCCGCCCCAAUGCCCUACUACCAGUACCAAUACGUGCCAACUCUCCAGCAGCAGCCGCCGCCACAUACUCGUAGUGCCGUUACGGUAAAUACGAACGUUAAUGUGGGAAACACUUUGCAGCCAGUGCAGUCCGGACCCAAUGGUCCACUGCCUGGUCCUGGGGCUACCUCGUCGCAGCUUCAAUUGCUUACUAGCACCGUGCAGCCUGGAGCAAACACUGUAAUGGGUGUCGGUGGUCCUGGCAGUGGAAUGGGAGUGCCUCCUAUGGUUGGAGUUGGAGUAAUGCCACCAAGUGUACAGCCGCAGCCCGUGCAGGUGCAGCCUGCAGGGAGACGCCGGCAUCAGCAUCGCUUGCAGAUAAUCGAUCCGACAACUAAAAAAAAUAUUUUAGACGAUUUAGAUAAGGGAAACUCAAAUACAGAUAAUGAUAACUCGGAACAAGUAACAGUCCUUUCAGAUGGCCCAAUCCGUGUUCCACAGCAAGAUGAUGUUGGAAAUAUUAAUUUAAGCAAUAUACCAUCACAAGGGUCUGAAUUAAGGACAACUGCAGCUUACACCCCCGUCGAUCCAAUAUCAAUAAGCCGCCAAGAUGUUGGGCAGACUCCAAUCGUAUCCGCCAUGUCUGAUGCACCUUCGGUUGAAAUAUUACCAACGCCUCAAAGAGGUAGAAGCAAAAAAAUUCCCAUAGUGUCUCCCAAAAAUGUAUCCGAGUCUACUAUUGCUCCUACCACCGAUGAAACGGAUGAUGCAGUAUCAAAACCUGUUGCCGCAACUACUAAGGAAUCAUUGCAGACAAAUCUGACGCAUCAAAAAUUACUCUCAUCCGAAUCAACGCAACAGAAGCAAACGACAUCAAAUACUGAGAUUACAAAGGAAGUGCCAACUGCAUCAGAAGAAACUAAUACUGCUGAAUUAGAUUCUGGUGGGUUCCCGGGAGACCUUUCAACAGAGUUGCUGGCUGUCACUGUGAAGAACAGUCAACCGACAUCAAAUGUUUCUGCCGAGUCUGAAAUCGCUGGUAUUGACGAAAUACCGCCCGCUGAAGUCAGUGCGGAUUCCUCCUACAUGCACACAAGUUUACAAGAUUCUGAACACACAUUGUCUACCGAAAUAAUAGUGAAAUCUACAGAUGAGAGUUUUAACGAUAACCAAAGCGAACAGCAAGCAACUCAACCAGAAAUAACAUUAAGAAGUGUCCCUAAUGACACAAAUUUAUCACCGAUGGCAUUAAAAGACGAGACUUGUUUGGACAAUGGUCAAACCGAAGCAGCAAGCACUAUAAAUGCUAAAGAUCAUGUUGACGUUUUAGAAAAGGCCCCUACUAGGGAGCCAACAAAAGACUUGCUUUCAUCGAAUAACACAGAAGUAGAUGUAGAUCGCCAGUCCGAUUUAAAUUUAGACCUAAAGCCAGAGACGGACCUUGAGGAAAACGCCAAAUCUACUGAUAUAAAAAUUGAAGAAACAGGAAAUGCUGGAUCAUCUUGUAUCAACUAUAAUGAGGGUCAAUGGUCUCCAAGCAAUCCAAGUGGAAAGAAACAAUACAAUCGAGAUCAGUUGUUACAAUUACGGGAGGUAAAGGCCUCGCGAAUUCAGCCAGAAGUGAAAAAUGUAUCCAUUCUUCCUCAACCGAACUUAAUGCCAUCAUUUAUCCGCAACAACAAUAAUAAUAAGCGCGUUCAAUCGAUGGUUGGUAUGAUUGGCAAUCGUAACAGUGAAUCCGGAGGAAAUUAUAUUAACAAGCAGAUGUCAAUGUCAGGUGUUCAGGGUGGGGGUGGCAGAAGCAGCAUGAAAGGCAUGAUCCACGUUAAUCUGUCCUUAAAUCAAGAUGUAAAACUCAGUGAGAAUGAAAAUGCCUGGCGCCCACGAGCCUUGAACAAAUCAGACGUUGACAGUGACACAAAAUCAACGCAAGAAAAGGAUGAAUUGGUUCGUCGGGUUCGGGGUAUUUUAAACAAGCUUACUCCUGAAAGGUUCGAUACGCUUGUCGAGGAGAUUGUAAAAUUAAAAAUUGAUACACCCGACAAAAUGGACGAAGUUAUUGUGCUGGUAUUUGAAAAAGCAAUUGAUGAGCCAAACUUUUCAGUAUCAUAUGCCAGACUAUGCCAUCGUCUUAUUUCAGAAGUAAAGGCGCGAGACGAGCGUAUGGAAAUCGGCACCAAAUCUAAUUUGGCACACUUUCGAAAUGCUUUGUUAGAUAAAACAGAACGGGAGUUCACACAGAACGUCUCCCAAAGCACGGCAAAAGAAAAAAAAUUGCAGCCAAUUGUGGAUAAAAUAAAGAAAUGUAGCGAUGCAAACGAAAAAGCCGAACUUGAGGCAUUCUUAGAAGAGGAGGAAAGAAAAAUACGAAGACGCUCCGGAGGCACAGUUCGAUUUAUCGGGGAACUUUUUAAAAUAUCCAUGUUGACCGGUAAAAUCAUUUAUUCUUGCAUUGAUACUCUUCUUAAUCCCCAUUCUGAAGACAUGCUUGAAUGCCUAUGUAAGCUGCUGACAACGGUGGGUGCCAAAUUUGAACAGACCCCAGUUAAUUCAAAGGACCCUAGUCGGUGUUAUUCAUUGGAAAAAUCGAUAGCCAGAAUGCAGGCAAUCGCUUCAAAAACUGACAAAGAUGGUGCCAAAGUAAGCUCCAGAGUGCGUUUUAUGCUUCAAGAUGUUAUAGAUUUGCGCAAAAACAAAUGGCAAACUUCGCGAAAUGAAGCACCCAAAACCAUGGGGCAAAUUGAAAAAGAGGCAAAGAACGAGCAGCUUUCUGCGCAGUAUUUUGGUACACUUUCCAGUACUACGCCCGUUGGAUCACAGGGCGGCUCUGGUAAACGAGAUGAUCGUGGCAAUGCUCGAUACGGCGAAUCUCGUUCUGGUAGCGGGUAUGGCGGGAGUCACAGUCAACGUGGUGACAACGGAAAUCUGCGACACCAGCAGCAAAACAAUUCUGGCGAAGGUAGGGGCUCUGGCGGAGCUGGUCACUCCAAUGGAAACAAUGAUGACAAUACUUGGCAUGUGCAAACAAGCAAAGGUAGCCGUUCCCAAGCAGUUGACAGUAAUAAACUGGAGGGCCUGUCUAAACUUUCUGACCAAAACUUAGAAACAAAAAAGAUGGGCGGACUAACGCAAUUUCUUUGGAAUAGCAGCACAAGACAAUCAUCUGCUCCCACAUCAACACCAUCCAAUCCCUUUGCUGUACUAUCAUCCCUAAUAGAUAAAAACAGCACUGAUAGGGAUCGCGAUCGAGAUCGCAGUGGGCCCAGAAACAAGGGCUCGUAUAACAAAGGAUCUAUGGAACGCGAUCGUUAUGAUAGAGGUCUUCAUUCGAGAACUGGGUCAUCACAAGGAUCACGAGAAAACUCAUCCUCCCGCGGUGGCCAGCAAAGUCAGAGUCGCAGUUUGUUAAGUUCUACAGUUCAAAAAUCUGCUAGUCAUUCAAAAUACACGCAACAGGCACCAGCACGUCAUACUGGAAAAGCACAGUCAUCGCUGGUCAGCUCCAGCACCGGAGGUCUUUACCGUGGCAGCGAUCCACCGUCGUCUGCAUCUUCAUCUACAACGUUCCCGCAGGGUGUUCGUUCUAUAGCUCCGGUGGCAGUGUUCAAUGAGGCCAGUGAAACAGAUCUUAAGCUCAUCAUGUCUGUUGUCUCAGAAAUGAUUGAGCUUUCGGCAGCCUCGAAAGCAGUAACGCCCGCUGUAGUUUCGUGUAUGAAACGAGUACCAGAGGAACUGCGCUGUAGUUUCAUAUAUUACAUAUUAACAGACUAUUUGCAUUUAGCGAAUGUCGGCAAACAGUACAGGCGGUAUUUGGCCAUUGCUGUUUCCCAACUUAUUCAACAGAAUUACAUCUCUGUGGAUCACUUCAGACUGGCGUACAACGAAUUUACCGAGUACGCAAACGAUUUAAUUGUUGAUAUUCCAGAGCUUUGGCUAUAUAUUCUUCAAUUUGCCGGGCCAUUAAUUGUGAAGAAAAUCUUGACUGUAUCAGAUUUGUGGAACAAAAAUAUGAAAGACAGCAGCCCAUCACACGUGGCUAAAAAGUUCCUUAAAACAUAUUUGAUAUAUUGUACACAAGAAGUUGGACCGAAUUUUGCUCGAAGUAUGUGGACCAAGUUCAACCUAAAAUGGUCAGAUUUUAUGCCUGAAAAUGAAGUCCCUGACUUUAUUAAAUCAAAUAGACUAGAGUAUGUGGAAAACGAGCAAAAAUCGCCAGAGAUUGAGCAACGAGAGUCCCCAGAGAAGCACGUUAAAAAUGUGAUAGACCAUAUUGAGCACUUGCUGAAAGAAGGAACGACGGCAGAUAGCAUUAUUGAUUAUAGUAACGGAAAUAUAAUGGUGGUCGAUAAGUUGUUUAUAAGGGGAUUGACCGAAAAGUUGAGUAAUUUUUCAAUUCUCUACAAGGAAAAUAGUUAUAAACUUGAGUCCGAAACCUUCCAAAAGUUUUGCAUACCAGUUUUGCAACGAUACAUUGAUUCUAACGAAGACCAUCAACUUGAAUGCUUAUAUGCUAUGCAACUUUUGGUGCACGGCUUGGAGCAUCCCAGAGGCUUGCUGAGUGAACUAAUUGGCGAGCUUUAUGAUGCCUAUGUAAUACAAAAGGAAUCGCUCUAUAAGUGGCGUGAUUCAAAGGACCAGUCAGCUGGCAAGGGCGUUGCUGUAAAAAGCCUUAAUCCUUUUUUUAACUCGCUAUUAAACGAUUAAGCCAACUGAAACCGUAAAGUGGCUGGCCUAGACAGCAUACAUAUAAUAUUUGUAAUAAAAUUAAUUAAAAGCAGAGUUGGUGGGUAAAGAAUGUUCAUUAACAGUAUAUAUAGAUUUCGAAAUGGACUUAUUCAAUAGAGAUUCUGGUUCAUGCAUUAAGAGUAUAUGCCACAAUAUAAAAGUGUAUAACAUAUGUAAAAUAAAGCCAACCUAAAGAAAA